UUGGCCACACUUUGUCAUCCACUAUCUCUCAGUGAAAGCAGCUGAAACUCACACACACACACACACACUCACACACACAAAACACUCCAACCUGCAGCCGGCCAGACCUCGUAGCGGCAUCCAGGGCUGUAGUCCUCAAGAUGGACAACAAGUCUGAUGUGAAAGCCAUCAUGGCUCGCUUCCAGGCGAGUGGGGCGAGCACAGACGAGACUUCCUCCACACCGGGCGGACGUCCCAAACAGCCUCUUCACUCCACCCUCUCCUCCGGCUCGGCCGUACAGAAGAAACCUGUCUUCGAGAGUCUCUCCGGCAGCGCCACGAAUGCUACUCCCAAAGCUAACUUCCUCAAGAACACAGCGUCCUCUAAAAGUGACACAGACACACAUGAAAUUAACAAAACUAAAGCCAUAGCGAGUAGGUUUGCCAACCUUCAAGACGAUGGGAGCAACAAACCCUUCGCUGCUAACAAACCUCUGAAGCCUGAGCAAAAAACAGCUGUUCAGAAGUCUCCUUUCAACAAACCCUCACUUACGUCCACUGCGUCUGAAUCCAAACCCCUCGCUCCGAAACCCUCUCUGACAGCUGGACCCAAGCCCAGCUGGGUGAAAGCAGACACUGGCGGGGCUGCAGCGCCGAAUGCUAGCUCCACACCUCCAAAAGUACCAAGUGCACAGCACAAACCAUCCAGCAGCAUUGGGAAACUAAAGCAGCAGACUGACGACACAUCGGGAUCCAGCACUGACGCUGGGAGCAAAUCAUCCCUGAACUCCGCUCCCAAACCUCAGUCGAACUUCAGGGCUGCUCAGAACAUGUUCAACAAGGAGAAAGCUGAGCAGGCGGACAGUGGCGGGUCAAGCAAACCGCCACUGGUCACUACAAACUCUUCUACUCCUCCUCCCAAACCUCUCGCCAGUAAAAAACCCAGCUUAAAGAAGCCACCAGCGGUGUCCUCUCUCACCGGCAGCGUUAAUGGUAAUGCCGCUGCAGGGCCAAAGAGAAAACCCCUCCCCAACACCUUCAAUUUGGGUCCCGCUCCCGCUAAGCCGAACCGACCCCCCAAAGUCAACUUGGAGAGCUUUAAAAGAGGAGCCGAGUCCUCCGGUGAGGGUCCUGGUUUCAAGAAACCCACCCCCCUCACUCCUACGGCCUCUCACAGCAGUAACCACAGCAACAACAUGACACCGAGUCAGCCUGCAGCUCCUGCCGUACCCAGUCUGCCCCCACGACACCCUGGAGCCACGAACCAGCAGCAGGAGGACUUUUACGAUGAUGUGGAGGAACUGAUCAGCGCUCCUCCUCCUUUACCACCAUCUGCAGGUCACCCGAGUCAGAGGGCAAAGGAGGAACAAGAUGCUGACGACAACGAUGGAGAGAUGUAUGAGGAUCUCGAAGACCGAUGGGAUGCAGCCGAGCAAAAGAAGAGGGAGAAAGCAGAGAAGGAGGAGAAAAAGCGGCUGGAGGCCGAGAAGAAGGAGCAGAAAGAACGAGAGAAGCGGGAGCAAGAUUUAAAAAAGAAAUUCAAAUUGGUUGGACCUCUGGAGGUCAUUCACCAGGGAAAGGCCCGAUCCGACUGUAAAGGCAGCAAAACCGACCUGGCUCUGAAACAAGGGGACCGUCUGGACAUUAUCCGUGUCCAAGGAAACCCGGAGGGACGGUGGCUGGGACGGACAGCGGACGGAUCCAUUGGAUACGUGAAGACCACAUCAGUGGAAAUCGAUUUUAACACACUGAAGAGUCGCCAGGCCCAGCAGUCCUACGAACCUGAAGUCUACGAUGACAUUGAUGUGGUUUCCUCUGGGAGCAGUGGUAACAGUGGAGUUGUCCUACCGCCACCGCCGGGAGAUGGGGAGAUAUAUGAUGAUUGCGUUGAUCCAAACCUGGAAGUGAGUCCCAGUGAGGCCACCGUUUCUCCCCUGAAGUCCAAUGUCUUCCUGCGGAUGUUUGACCGAAACAAACGUCUUUCAAGCUCUAAAGCAGUUCCUCCACCCAGCCAGUUCACUGCAGAAGGCCCCUCAGAUCAGCUGGGAGGACCGAUUGAUGAGGAGAUUUAUGAUGAUGUGGACUCUCAGGGUCCACUUCCUCCUCCUCCCCCUCCCAUCAGCAGCCUUCCAGGAAUGAAAGGUAAAGGCAGGACUGAUGAAAUGGAUCCAAGGAAACAGAAAAAGUUUGAGAAGGAGGAAAAAGAGUUUAGGAAAAAGUUUAAAUUUGAUAGGGAGAUCCAGUCACUGUAUCAGGUAACCAUCGUCCACUCGCUGACUAACAAGAAGUGGGGCCCUAAAGAGCUGUCAAUAAAAGCUGGAGAGACACUGGACGUCAUUUCUAAGGAGGUGGAUAAUAAACUGAUAUGUCGCAAUGAGGAUGGGAAGUUUGGCUACGUUUCAACCGCUCACAUUGUUAUGGAUGAUGGGGACAUUUACGAUGAUAUUGGAGACGACUGCAUCUAUGACAACGACUGAGAGAAAGAAAACCUGCACUCCCUGCAUUGUUUUAUGCUGAUAUUUUCAUGAUUAGCUAUUUAUUGAAUUCUUCAGUUAUGUUGUCUGUGAAAAGCUGUAACGAAACAUCCCACUGAAACAAAAAGAAGUCUGUUUCAAGUCUUCAUCGUAUUAUUUAUUUUUAUCCGAAUGGCUGAAAAAGUGCUGUACCUGUGAUGUGUUUGUACGAAAACUCUGAAAGCAAAGAGAAUUCCAACAAAACAAGAGUACUCAACAGAAGGGAAGAAUUGUUAGAAAAACAGUAUUUGAACAUCUCAGUUUGUUGUUUUCUCAUCGGUUUUCCUGUUUUGGAUUACAUUCAAAUAUUCCACAACAUUUUAAUGUAAAUGUAUUCUGAGGGCUCAGUAAGAUUACAUGACCGUAGCAGCAGUUUGCUUGUUUAUUUCAAGUACCAUUGUUCUUUUUAAUGACAGUAAUGAUCUGACUUUGUAUGUGCAUUUCUUUUAUAUUAUUGCUGAUUUUGGAGAAAGUGUAGCUUUGACGCUCCUGAGACAUAAUGGAAAGGCCUUUCUGUUUGUUUACUUGGUUUUUUUCCCCCUUGCUUUUAUUUCAACACAUCUUGCUUGAUUCUGUCAUUGAAAUAAAAUCCAACCUGCUAUAAG
Messenger RNA from Salarias fasciatus (jewelled blenny), 3097 nucleotides. RefSeq names its product FYN binding protein 1 b (gene fyb1b). Gene Ontology annotation, biological process: T cell receptor signaling pathway; integrin-mediated signaling pathway; protein localization to plasma membrane. The record is from RefSeq and is a predicted model, not a curated record. Lineage: Eukaryota; Metazoa; Chordata; Actinopteri; Blenniiformes; Blenniidae. The transcript has 19 exons. Gene Ontology annotation, molecular function: protein binding. Bases 141 to 2456 code for a protein of 771 amino acids. Gene Ontology annotation, cellular component: plasma membrane.